AUGGAGAAAGACGAAACAAUCACCGAUCUUGCGACUGACAAGGAUACCGGCUUCGAUGCGGUCCUCCACGAUGCAGUGUACAACUUAUCACUGCGCGCGGUCAAUCCAGUGGACGUCAAUGUGUGUGGUCUAUCUCUUGAUAUCAACACUGCUCCCUCAAUGUGGGAGACAUCGCCAUCGCAACUCUGGCGUCGCCUGCACGGUCAGAAACCAGAAGGUACUUCGAAAAAGGUCCUGGAUGGUGUCAACGCGGCGAUGCCAAGCGGCAGCUUAACAGCCAUCAUUGGAAGCAGUGGAUCUGGCAAAACAUCUCUCCUCAACAUGAUGGCUGGUCGUAUGUCCCUCUCGCGGGCGACGGUCGCUGGAUGUACAACUUUUAAUGGAAAUACCGAUAUCGACAGCGUUCGCAGUGCCUAUGUCAUGCAAGAGGAUGUUCUUAUCCCGACCUUGACUGUUCGUGAGACCCUACGAUACUCGGCUGAUCUCCGUCUCCCACCACCGACAACCCAGGAAGAGCGCCAUGCCAUAGUGGAGCAGGUUAUUCUCGAACUUGGGCUGAAAGAGUGCGCCAAUACCCGCAUUGGAACGACCGCGCAUAAAGGCUGCAGUGGAGGCGAGAAGCGACGCACAAGUAUUGGUGUGCAGUUACUCGCUAAUCCAUCAGUGCUUUUUUGCGAUGAGCCGACAACAGGUCUCGACGCAACCAGUGCUUUUCAGAUCAUCCGAACGUUGAAGCGACUCGCCCAAGAUGGUCGGACGGUCGUCGUGUCUAUUCAUGCUCCUCGAUCUGAGAUCUGGAGUCUCUUUGACAAUGUGAUUCUUCUGGCUCGCGGUUCCGCACUGUAUAGUGACCCGGUGAGCGAGUCGCUGGGGCACUUUGAGCAAUGCGGUCAUUUUUUGCCUCCUUUUGUCAACCCAGCCGAGUUUCUCAUUGACUUGGCUGCUAUCGAUAAUCGGACCGAGGAAUUGGAAGCAGCAUCUCACGUCCGCGUUGGAAAUCUCCGCCAGGCAUGGCAAUCUCGGCUCAAACCAGACACAGAGAACGCUGAGAAGAAGUCACCAAUAAAGCCGGCCCUGGAAGGCGUUGAUACCGGUGCCAUGAAGAAAGUCUCAUUUCGCCGCCAGUUCCAAGUCCUCACCUCGCGAACCUUCACAACAACUAUUCGUGACCCAAUGGGUGUCGCUGGCAGUCUUCUCGAAGCUGUCGGCAUGGCUGUAAUCAAUGGCUGGAUCUUCCUACAGCUCGACGAGAGUCUAGCUGGCAUCCGUUCACGACAGGGUAGUCUAUACACAGCUAGCAGUCUGAACGGAUAUCUGAUUCUGCUAUACGAGACUUACCGUCUAACAAUUGACAUUCGUCUUUUUGACCGAGAACGCAAUGAAGGUGUGGUUGGUGUUCCAGCAUUCCUGUUGAGCAGACGAGUUGCUCGUUUCCCCUUGGAAGAUCUCCCCGUGCCGUUGCUUUUCUCCAUCAUAUACUACUUCAUGGUGGGCUAUCGGCUCGACGUGGGUCAAUUCUUCAUCUUCUUCGUGCUGACAUUGCUCACGCAUUACAUCGCGGUGACAUUUGCGGCGGUAUCUAUUGGCGUGGCAAGAAGUUUCCCGGGUGCGAGCCUUGUUGGCAACAUGUGCUUCACGCUGCAGUCGUUCGCUUGCGGCUACUUUGUUCAGUCUCAGCAAAUUCCCGUGUAUGUGAGGUGGCUAAAAUGGUGCGCUUACACUUUCUACAUUUUCGGGGCGCUGUGCGCGAACGAGUUCAUGGGCACUGGAGAUUCAAAGAUUGGUCAUUUUUACGACUGUCCGUAUUCUGAUGACCCUCUUGACCCAGCGUGCAGAGAAUAUACGGGGCAAUACAUCAUGAACAGUCUGGGCAUGCCAUCCAAUUGGAUUUGGCGACCGAUCGUGAUCCUGGUCGCGUUUACUCUUGGCCACUAUCUGCUUGCGGGUUUGCUGCUACAGUACAAUCGCUUUGCGAUUGACAUUGCGCAGGCUCGAAAAUCAGAGGGCGAUCCAUCAGCAAAAAAGGCCAAGAUUGCGAUUCGUCCUGCAGAGGAGGCUCGCCGAGUGGCCAUCUCGUUAGACAAGUACGCUCUGGAAAUUCGAAAGCGACGACUGCCGUGGCAGAGUAAGCAGAAACUUCAAAUCUUGCGUCCGAUCACCGCCGAGUUUCAACCUGGAGAAUUGAACAUUAUCAUGGGCCCAUCUGGCAGUGGCAAGACAUCAUUACUCAACUCUAUUGCCCGCAGGCUUCAUGGCUCCGCUAGCACACAGUACCGUGUCACCGGGCAGAUGCUGUACAACGGGGCCGUGCCGUCGGAAAAUGUGAUUCGCUCGGUUACCUCGUUUGUAACCCAGGACGACGAUGCUCUCAUGCCUUCGCUGACCGUUCGCGAGAGCCUGCGGUUCGCAGCAGGCUUGCGGCUGCCAACAUGGAUGACGCGUGAAGAGAAGAACCGCCGAGCCGAGGAGAUUCUUUCCAAGAUGGGUCUCAAGGAGUGUGCCGAUAAUCUAAUCGGUAGCGAGCUGAUCAAGGGUAUCAGUGGAGGCGAGAAACGCCGAGUCUCUAUUGCGAUUCAGAUUCUCACAGACCCCAAGGUGCUUCUGCUCGAUGAGCCGACGUCUGGUCUCGAUGCUUUCACCGCGAUGUCCAUCAUUGAAGUGCUACAGGGACUUGCAGCCGAAGGCCGGACGCUCAUCAUGACCAUUCACCAGUCACGAUCAGAUCUGUUCGGCCACUUCUCCCAGGUUCUACUUCUGGCUCGUGGUGGUUAUCCCGUAUACGCCGGCCAAGGACAACAGAUGCUCCCCCAUUUCGCGAACCUAGGCCACGACUGUCCAAAGACGACCAACCCGGCAGACUUUGUGCUCGACCUGAUCACAGUCGAUCUGCAACAGGAGGAUCGAGAGGCCAUCACCCGCAAGCGCGUCCAGAAGCUCAUUUCUCGUUGGCCCGAUGCAAUACCACAACUAGGGCGAACGUCGUCUCAGAUUGCGACUCCGGCGGAGUUGGGUAGUCUGCGACGACAGAUGUUGCCCUUCCGUGUGACAUUCCCGCUCGUGCUACACCGAUCCUUCCUCAAUUUCUGGCGCCAGCCACCACUGGUGAUGGCCCGGUCGAUGCAGAUCGUCGGCAUUGCGAUUAUCAUGGCGUUAUUCUUUGCGCCAUUGAAAAAUGAUUAUGCAGCGGUGCAAUCUCGUAUGGGAUUUAUUCAGGAGUUUGCCGCUUUAUACUUUGUGGGCAUGCUCCAAAACAUCGCAAUCUACCCAAACGAGCGAGACGUCUUCUAUCGCGAAGAAGCCGACAACUGUUACUCCGCUGAAACAUUCAUUCUGGCCUACACGACCAUCGAGUUCCCCUUCGAGGUCAUAUCAUCGCUUGUCUUUGGCGUAUUAGCCGCAUUCGCCGAUAACCUCCAACGCAGCGCGCAAAUGUUCCUCAUCAGCGCCUUCAACUGCUUCUGUAUCAUCAGCUGUGGCGAGUCCGUGGGAAUAAUGUUCUGCACGCUGUUCUCGCACGUCGGUUUCGCAGUCAACGUUACCUCCAUUCUACUAUCAAUCUCGACCAUCCUUGGCGGCGUAAUGAGUCUGAAUGUCAACGAUGUUCUCCAGGGUCUGAAUCACCUCUCGCCCAUCAAGUAUGCCAUUGCCAACUUGGCGCCGUACUCGAUGCACGGACAAACAUUCGAUUGCACCCCUUCACAGCAGCUGGCGGAUGGCAGUUGUCCUAUCAAUACGGGUGAGGAGGUGCUCGCGUUGUAUAACCUGGAUAAAAAUGGACCCAUGAAUGUGAUGGCGCUCGGGGUGUGCACAAUCAUCUAUCGCUUGGUCGCGUAUGCAUUUCUCAAGGCGAUGCGGUCGCAUCGAAUGAUGGAGCGGUGGCGUGAGUGGCGGCAGUCGAGGCAAUCAGCUUAG
Messenger RNA from Penicillium cataractarum, 3912 nucleotides. RefSeq names its product putative ABC efflux transporter. Gene Ontology annotation, cellular component: membrane. The transcript has 2 exons. Lineage: Eukaryota; Fungi; Ascomycota; Eurotiomycetes; Eurotiales; Aspergillaceae. Gene Ontology annotation, molecular function: ABC-type transporter activity; ATP hydrolysis activity; ATP binding. Bases 1 to 3912 code for a protein of 1303 amino acids. The record is from RefSeq and is a predicted model, not a curated record.